Molecule: messenger RNA, 1410 nt
Organism: Oncorhynchus kisutch (coho salmon)
Lineage: Eukaryota; Metazoa; Chordata; Actinopteri; Salmoniformes; Salmonidae
Product: zinc finger MYND domain-containing protein 15
Exons: 10
Biological process (GO): negative regulation of DNA-templated transcription
Molecular function (GO): histone deacetylase binding
Source: RefSeq, a predicted model, not a curated record
UCUCUUUUCCCUCUGCGGUAUGUUGCUGUGUCUCUCUCGUCCCAUAGUCCACAGUGCAAGGCUGUCCUGUACUGUUCUGACCAGUGUUCCCAGGCAGACCAGAUCCGCUGUCCAGAGGAUGCCAGUCACCAGCACUGGUGUGAAAAACUGGCCUGCUACAUGAGCCACGACUCGCAGCUUGCCGAGCUGCCAUUCAGCUAUGCCGCAGAGGUGACAGCUGUUGAUUUUGACCUGGAACACUUCCUGAAUAAGAAUAAACUGGGCAGUGGUUACUGGGUACACUGGAGCCUCCUGGUACGCUCCCCCAGAUAUGAGCUCCAUCCCACAGUGGAACAGUCCAGAGAUCAAUACCCCCACUGGUUCAAAGGUCACAGUGAGCCCUUUGGACCCCUGAAAAGGGAGGGAGACAUCCUGCUCUGUAGCCCAGCUCCUCAUGCAGUCCCCAGCGUCACCAAACCACUGGUGUUGUGGAGUCAGUACUGUGAGUGGAGGGGUAUUAGUCUGUCCUCUCCUGUGGCUGUUCUUCUCAGCUCCCCUCUAUCCAUCUACUACAUAAUCACGUCGAUGGUGCCCAAAGACUUUCCAGAGCUCAACAUCCAGAAGAAGCAGUCUCUAAAGAUCCACAUCAUCGACUCCUACAGGGAGUUCCGCUGUCUCAAGGUGUUCUGGGAAUUGUCCGUUCUCCUGCCCCACAUGACCUUUGAACUGGUGUUCAUAGGGGAGGGACUUCCCCCUGAGAGUGACGAGGAGCAGCUCUUUCUGCAGAAGAAGAACGGCCGUGUCCAACUGGUUAACCCCAGCUUCACCCCGGAUGAGAAGUUGGACAGGAGGAGCAUCCGGGUCAAAGGUUACCGCAGGGCCUAUCACAUGCUGCAAGGGCCCAAACCUGACCUGGUGAUUGGCUUCAGACCGGCAAUCCUGCAUCAGGAGUCGUGGCUCAGCACACUCCCUAGGCUCCAGUCCCUGAGGGUUCCAGCCUACUUCUGUGAGGUCGGGGAGUUGAGCUGUGUGUGCAGCCAGCAGGUGAUGAGCCAGGCCACCGGGGGCACCCUCUCCCCUGCACACAUCAACCCCUUCCACUGCCCCCUGCGCAUCACUGGAGGAGAUAACAUGCUGCCCUGGUAUUCCAAUGCCUUCAUCUUCCAUCUGAGGUACAAGCCCGUACAUAGUGAGAAACGACCUUCUGUGGCCUACCCCAAAGCCCCGCCUCUGCAGGUAGAGCCGGCCAAUCAGGAACCUGACUACCCUGUGAAGAUGAGUCGCAGGGACAGGAAGCAGGCCGCCCGCAAUAUGCCCCGCAAACGCAAAUGAUGAUAACAACAUGCACACACGUACGCACUCAAACACAAACGUAUACACACUGGCACACACACACACACACUGGCACACACACACCCACACUGGCACACA